Messenger RNA from Durusdinium trenchii, 997 nucleotides. NCBI's taxonomy places the organism in Eukaryota, Dinophyceae, Suessiales, Symbiodiniaceae. The record is from the annotation of a GenBank genome assembly.
CUCCUCCAGGUUUCUUGACAAUUCACAUCUUUGUUCUGGUGCCAUGGCGGAAGAAGUUCCAGGGCCCUUGGCCGAAGAUGAUCAAACGCCAGCAGACUUGAAGAUUAUCCUUUGUGGUGACUCCGCAGUUGGAAAGUCUAAGAUGGUUGAACGCUUUCUUCUUGAAGAGUACAAUCCACGGACGCUCUCCACCUUUGCCCUGACACUCUUCCGAUAUCACCACACGGCCGAGGAUGGCAGAAGAUGGACCAUAGACUUCUGGGACACGGCCGGACAGGAGCAGUUUUUGAAGCUACAUGCUUCGUACUAUUUUCAGGCCAAUGCGUGUAUCCUGGCCUUCGACGUGACGCGGAAAAUCACAUACAAAAAUCUGGAGACGUGGUACAAAGAAAUCCGGCACUAUUGUCCUGAUAUACCAGUUGUUUGCGUGGCAAACAAGAUUGAUGUAGAGCCAUCAAUGGCUAAGAAGAAAUUCAACUUCCCACUCACUCAUCAGCUACCAUUCUUUUUUGUGUCAUGCGCUGAUGGGACAAAUGUGGUGAGGGUCUUCAAGGAAGCAAUUUCCUUGGCAAUCAAGAACAAGGAGCAUCCUCCAGAUGAAGUGCUUGCCGAGAUCUACGCGUUGCUGGCAGAGGAUGACCGCCACCCCACCAAGGCGGAGACGGAAGCCACGGAGGAGACGACCUACGACGAGGGCCCAGCGGAGGACGCAUCUCCGCCGCCCCCGGCACCUCCUGUGGCCUGACGAGUUCGUGCGAGGAAAACCUGAGAAGUAGUGGCAAUAGGAGCCCUUAGCCAGGCCUGUGAAAUCAGAUCAGGUCUUCUAAGCUCUGCACUAGCAGAGCAGUUUCACCCAUAACCUGAGAGAGUUGCAGGUGAUGGACCUCUCAUAUUGGCUCAUUUUUGGGCUCCAAAACAUGUGUUGGAGCACUGCAUGGAGGGUCCAACUCCGAACUCGCCACCCUAUGAGUGCAUAGAAACCAAAGCUAGAUGAAGA